Molecule: messenger RNA, 2712 nt
Organism: Moesziomyces aphidis
Lineage: Eukaryota; Fungi; Basidiomycota; Ustilaginomycetes; Ustilaginales; Ustilaginaceae
Source: the annotation of a GenBank genome assembly
AUGCAGCACGCCGCCGCAAGCGAUAUUGGCCCCGGGCCCGACAGCCGGCGUCGCACCUCCUCCACCCCUCAGCGGCCCCAGCACAUCACCUACAACGACACAUUCCGCCGCGAGCAGCAGCAGGCCAACCAGAUGCCCCCUCCGUUCCCCGGCGCCUCGUACGGCGCAGGCGUCCCCCAGCUCAACCAGAUGAGGAGCUUCUCCGGUCAGCCCAUGCCCGCAGGCCAGUUCGGACAGGUCGCGCCGCCUUUGGGUCACUCGGCCUCCUCCUCCGUCUCCUCUGCUGGUGGCUUCCAUCCCUACCGCAGGACUCAGCGCGGCAACUCGGACAUCGGCGCAACCAACGUGCACAACUUCCCAUCCGCUCCCGCCCAACCUCCCUCCGCCGUCGCCUCGGGCGCAGCGGCUCCAAGAGCGCGCACCUCCAGCGCCGCCUCCCAAUCGUCGUCGCGCGAAACUUCGCCCAUGCUCGCCGCAGAGCGCAAACGCGGCUUUGCCGCCAUCCCUUCCUCCGCCUCCUCCCCCAGUCUCGGACCCUCGCUGGCCAACAAGAACGUGUCCGGCGCACCUUCCUCCCAGGUCGGCCUGGCACACCUUCGCGGCGCUCCGCCACGGAGCAACAGCCAAUCCUCGCUGGCCUCCGAAGCUUCCUCGCGCACCGCAACCGCAACCGCCGGCGCCCCCUCACCGGUUCACCAGCGAACCGACUCGUCGGCCUCGCUCCACUCCAUCAACACGUCGUCGCAGCGUGCUGCGCAGCCAAGCGCGGCCUCGUCCAAGAAGCCCUCGCCACUUUCGCGACAGGCAGCCAAGGACGACGACGAAGAGGCCGUCUACGGCGGCAGCGACGACGACCGCGUAGACGGCGGCCGCUCCACACCCAUGCCCGGCUAUGCCCCCAAGGCCUCCAAAAAGACUGGGCUCUCGAGCAAGCUCCGAAAGGCUCUCUCCUUUUCCAACAUGAACGACAUUCACGACAACAGCUCCUACGGCGCCUCGCAACCCAACACCCUGCGUCGUCCCAACGGCAUCCCUGGCCGUGAGCUCGGCGGACUGCCCAACUCGUCUGGCGACACCAAUGCCUCCACCGGAUCAACGCGCUCCACCUCGCCCCCGCGCACGCCCGACAACGGCGCCGCUCUGCCCGGCUCCUCCGCCGCCUCCAUCACCUCGCGCAGAGGCACAAGGCCGCCGCUCUCCAACAACAACGACGGCAAGCGCAGCAUCUUCAACCGCAAGUUCAACUCGUCCACCGACAACAUCUCCAUCUCCUCCACCGUCUCGAGCGCUUCCGUCAUGCUGCGCAAGGUGGGCAACCUCGGCAAGCUCGCUCGCCGACACUCGCUCAUGGGCCUCACCAACAUGUUCAACAAGGACAAGGAAGGUCGCGACGGCCUCCACGGCGACGCCUUUGGCACCAUGCCCGUCGCCUCGGACGACUCGGCGCUCAACACCAAGUCCAAAAAGGCGACCAAGAGCAAAAAGGGCAUUCCCGCAUCCGCCUCCAUCACGCACGCCACCGUUGAGCUCGAGAGCGCGCGCGUCGCCGACGCUGGCAUGACGCCCGCCGCGUCCUACGUGCGCCAGCAUCAGCUCCAGAUGCAGGCCCAGGCCGAGGCCGAGGCGCGAGCCGCGCGCGAGCGCCAGGAGUCCGAGGCGAGGGCGCGCGAGGCGGGCGAAAACCGCCAAAAGAUGAUCGAAAAGGAGAAGGAGCGCCUCAAGUCCAAGCGUGGCUGGCGCAAGAAGUUUGGCAGCAGCGGUGGCGGCAGCAUCAGCUCCAUCACCUCGGACGCUCCCACCGGCCUCGAAACCACAUACGCCGAGCCGGACGCAUACCACGCCGACGGCAUCAACGGCCAGGCUGGCGCCGACCCGAUCGUCUCGGAGGCGCCGCCCCAGAUCUCGAUUGCCUAUGGUGAGGAAGGCGGAUUCGAUGCCUCGUUCGACAGCGAGUUGCUGGAGCCACCGCACAUGCCGGCCGCUGGCGGCCUGGGUGGCGAUGACUCGGGCGACGAGUUUGAGACCGACAGCCUGCGCCACUGGGCCGAGGGCAUCGAGCGUUCGCGCGCGAGUGCGGCGCAGUUCAAGAACCCCAAGGGCAUCCUCAAGAAGACGGCCAGCACGCCCGACCUCUCGCUGAGCGGCGGCUUUGACAAGCCGUUUGCCGGCCGCAUCCGCGCCAACUCGUACGACGCGCCGCAGUCGGCCUCGGCCUCGUCGGCCACGCACGGCGCGAGCCCCAUGACGCACCUCUCGGGCAGCACGGCGGGCGUGGAGCGUCUGGAUGGCAUCGGCGCCAAGACGGACUCGCCCGUGUCGUCGCGGCCGGGCUCGAGGUCGGGCGAUGUGCCGCCGCGGUCGGCAUCGCCGGGCGCGAUGCAGCAUGCGGGGGGCGGCGUGCUGGGCCACCACUCGAACUCGUCGAUGCCUACGCUGUCGCUCAUGAUGGACGGCGCGGCGAGCGCCGACUUUAUGCCGCAGCGCUCCGUGACGGCGCCGACGCAGCCCAAGAAGAAGCUGUCGUUUGCCGACGAUCUCAUCUUCCACUCGACGUGGCCCGCCACGGUGUACGAUCGGCGCGGCGAGCAGGCGACGUGCAACCGGCUCACGCCGCUGCUGGCGCAGCGCAUCAAGGAGGAGCUCAACACGUACAAGAUGGAGGAGAUGGCCGUCGCGCCCUCGAGCCGCAUCUACACGCACUUUUUCGUGUGA